GCCGUGCCCACCGCUUUACUAGGUCUAAGUGUUGUGUGUCUGUGAGAAGCGAAACUUUCGCUUGCACAGCAAACCAGUUGGACUUCUAGAUAAAGCACAAAGCCUCUUAAUACAGAUUCUAUAGCUCUCCUCUUUAAAACACAAAUCAGUUAAGUGAUGGGAAAUUCUAAUGGCAGCACCGUGGACGACCUGCAGGCCGUUGAAAUGCAUCUUUGGUAUAAGAAGUUCAUGACUGAGUGUCCAUCUGGUCAACUCACGCUGCAUGAGUUUAAGCAGUUCUUUGGUCUCAGAGGUCUGGAUCCAGAAGCUAAUGCCUACAUUGAACAGAUGUUCCGCACUUUUGACAUGAACAAGGAUGGCUAUAUUGACUUCAUGGAGUAUGUGGCAGCUCUCAGUCUAGUAAUGAGAGGCAAGAUGGAGCACAAACUAAGGUGGUAUUUCAGACUUUAUGAUGUGGAUGGCAACGGUUGCAUAGAUAGACACGAGCUCCUAAAUAUUAUAAAGGCCAUCCGUGCCAUCAAUGGAAGUGAGACGCAGGAAUCCAGUCCUGAGGAAUUCACAAAUCGAGUGUUUGAUAGAAUCGACAUCAAUGGAGAUGGGGAGCUUUCAUUGGAGGAGUUUGUUGCAGGGGCUCGGAGUGAUGAAGAUUUUAUGGAAGUGAUGAUGAAGAGUUUAGACCUCACACACAUAGUGGCCAUGAUCCAUAACCGGAGACACAGCAUAUAAGCACCUGUCCAUAUUCAAAGAUGUCAGUUCAUGCUGUUUUUCAGAUUAAACUUGUUUUCAGUCUCUUACCUGAUAUAAAA
Molecule: messenger RNA, 806 nt
Organism: Misgurnus anguillicaudatus (oriental weatherfish)
Lineage: Eukaryota; Metazoa; Chordata; Actinopteri; Cypriniformes; Cobitidae
Source: RefSeq, a predicted model, not a curated record